UUCGAUUGGAACGCAUUUCAAUUCGAGAAAAAUAUUACAAAAAUUAUAAAUAUUAAAAACAAUUUAAUAAAAACCAAAAUGGUUACGAAGCGUCAAAUUAAACGUCAAAAUUCAGCACUUUUUCAUUUAGAAGCAGUUGAACGUUUCGGUAAUAUACCAAUUAUUGAAACCGGUUUUAAAACAGCUGAAAAUGUUUAUGAAAGAAUUAAAGGUAGUAAUCGUUUAUUUAAUUGGUAUUUUGGUAUGGCUGAGACUACAAUUAGUGCAACAAUUGAAAGUUUAUUACCGGCAGUACAAUUAUUUGAGGGUCCAAUUAAACGUAUCGAUGAAAUUAUGUGUAAAAGUUUAGAUAAAGUUGAACAGAGGGCACCACUUGUAUAUUUACCACCUGAAAUGAUGAUUUUCAAUACAAAAGAAUAUAUGUCAGAUCGUUUAGUUAAACCGGUUUUAAAGAGAGCUGAUUCUGUUAAACAAUUAAGAAAUGCUGUUCUAGAUAGUCCUUUAACAAUUGGUGCAAUAAAUGCAGCUGCCGAUAAAAUUGAUGAUGCCAUUACAGUUGCUGAUAAAUAUGUUGAUAAAUAUUUAGCUGUUGAAGGAGAAACACAAUCUGAAAGACCGGAAAUCGAACAAAAUAACGAAGAAGGACCAAUGAAAGCUAUACAUCAUGGUCAAAGAUUUUCAAGAAAACUCAAAAGACGCCUAACACAAAGAACUAUUGCUGAAGCUAAGGCUCUUAAAGAGCAUAGUAAAGAAGCAAUUCAUAUUCUUAUUUAUGCUGCUGAAUUGAUUUUAACAGAUCCAAAACAAGCUUUGGAAAAAGCUCAAGAACUUUGGAGUUAUUUAAGUAAAGAUGAACCAGAAAAUCAGGCUCGACCAAAAACUCUCGAAGAACUUUUAGUUUUAUUAACUAGAGAAUCUGCCAGAAGAGUUGUACAUUUAGUUAAUUUUACAGCAAAUGCAGCAUAUCGUAUACCAAAAUCCAUAAUCAAUUCAACAACUGAAUUAGCGAAUCAAUUUAUAAUUGUUAUAGAACAUUUAGGCAGUACAAAACCUUUAACUGAGUUAAAAAAUAAAACUGCUGUUAGAGCUGAAGGUGUCGUUAGUAAAGUAACUGAAACAUAUGAUGAAAUGCAAGCAUACGCUAAUAAUGCUUUGGAACAUUUAGCAAUAUUUUUAUCGGGACGUAUUGAAGCUGAAAAAAUAACAACAACAAAUCCUAGAAGAAGAAUACAUACCCGAACAAAUAAUCCAAUGCAAAAUAAUUUAAAUGGAGUAUAUUGAGACUUCGAAAUUCGUUUUAUCAUUUACACAAGAUAUUUUUUUAUUAGUUUAUUCGUUUAUUUAAAUUAUAAAAUUCUUUUAAAUUUAAUUUUAGAAUAAGUUUUUUUUUUUUUAUAAUAAAAGAAUAUUAAAAAUAUGUACUGAA
This is a messenger RNA of Condylostylus longicornis, 1426 nucleotides long. It is a transcript of the gene Lsd-1, whose product is annotated as lipid storage droplets surface-binding protein 1. Lineage: Eukaryota; Metazoa; Arthropoda; Insecta; Diptera; Dolichopodidae. The record is from RefSeq and is a predicted model, not a curated record. Gene Ontology annotation, biological process: lipid storage; positive regulation of triglyceride storage. Bases 79 to 1281 code for a protein of 400 amino acids. Gene Ontology annotation, cellular component: cytosol; lipid droplet. The transcript has 6 exons.